Molecule: messenger RNA, 1044 nt
Organism: Daucus carota subsp. sativus
Lineage: Eukaryota; Viridiplantae; Streptophyta; Magnoliopsida; Apiales; Apiaceae
Exons: 1
Coding region: 1-1044 (347 amino acids)
Source: RefSeq, a predicted model, not a curated record
AUGGACAAGCAGUUCGGGAAGUUCUUGGAGGUCUUCAAGAAACUUCAAAUCAAUAUUCCAUUUGCGGAGGCACUCGAGCAAAUGCCCAGCUAUGCACGGUUUACGAAGGGUAUUCUAUCUAAAAAGCUUAAGCUCGAGGAGUUGGAGACAGUGGCGUUGACGGAGGAAUGCAGUGCAGUGUUGCAACAGAAAUUACCUCCUAAACUGAAGGAUCCAGGAAGCUUCACUAUUCCUUGCACUAUUGGGGAGCUUUCUUUUGAUAAAUGCUUAUGCGAUCUGGGAGCCAACAUCAAUCUGAUGCCAUUGUCGAUUUUUAUGCAGCUUGGUUUACCAGAGCUCAAACCGACGAGCAUGUCGCUGCAGCUAGCUGAUCGGUCUAUUACAUACCCACGCGGUAUAAUCGAAGAUGUGCUGGUCAAAGUCGACAAGCUGAUUUUCCCAGCUGAUUUUGUGAUCCUCGAUUUCGAGGAAGAUAAGAAAAUUCCUAUCAUCUUGGGACGACCCUUCUUAGCAACUGCCCAAACUUUGAUUGAUGUUCAAAAGGGUGAGCUCACAAUGAAAGUGCAUGACCAGAUGGUAACCUUCAAUGUAUUCAAUGCAAUGAAGCUGCCAACCGAUGAGGAGUCUUGUUUCAAUGUGGAUGCAUUCGACUCGUCUAUGCUAGCCAGCAGUAAGCGAUUACUUCAAACUGAUGCUUUAGAAGCAGUGCUUACUGGUAAUGAGGAGUUAGCUGAUGAAGAUGAAAUGGAACAACUCCAACAUUUGAGUGCGUCUCCAUGGAAGAGGAGGUUUGAUGCACCUAUCGAAUCUCUUGAAUUGUCCGAGUUGAAGGGCUCCCAUGAGCCGUUGAAACCAUCGGUUGUUGAAGCACCUAAGCUAGAACUUAAGCCACUGCCGGAUCAUUUGAGGUAUGCAUUCUUGGGUGAAAGUUCUACUCUUCCUGUUGUUAUUUCUGCUAACCUUUCAGGUGAGGAAGAGGACAAGCUUCUACGGUUGCUAAGAGAGUUUAAGACGGCCAUCGGCUGGACCAUCGCCGAUAUCUAG